AUGUCGUUCACAGCCACUAGAACGCAGGCUCAGACCUCAGACCCAAUUUCAUUGCAGAUCCCAGGAACUCGCAAGGUUCGCGCUACGAUCAAUUACAUGUCGCGCACGGUGGACAAGCCUUUCACCUCGCACAACCCUGCCGAUGGCAUUCAGAACAACCACGUCUAUGACUCUCCCACAGUCGAGAUCACAGACCUUCGCGGCACCACGCCUGCCGACCGAGAGCGUUCUGGCUUCAACGUGCGUCAGGCUGGCUUCGAGGUCAUCGAGGGCUUCGGUCUGCCGGAAACUGAGAAGGGCUGGGCGGAGCAUAAAUGGGAAGACUCAGAAUGGAUUGAAUCGGUCUACUAUGCCGAUGUGGAUCGAAUCUUCAAGGACAAGCUCGGCGUCACUUCGACUUUCAUCUUUGAUCACACAGUGAGGAAGCGCCGAACGCAGCAAGAGGAACAGUUGCCUGAAACACCAGAUUCGCGCAAGCCCGUUUUCGUGGCUCAUUCGGAUCAGAGUCGAUGGGCGGGCGAGAACCGAGUACUUAAGCACCUUGGACAGGACGUUCUCGACAAAGUCAAGCGUGGUGAGCUGCACGCGCAACUCAUCAACCUUUGGCGACCGCUGAGGGGACAAGCUUGGGACAUGCCCUUGGCGGUGGCGGACAGUCGCACCGUGUCGAGAGGCGAAAACGGCAAACCCAAGGACUGGAUCGAGACAGAGCUCAGGUAUCCAACCUGGACGGGGCAGACGCUGUCCAUCUACUCGAACCCAGAGCAUCGAUGGUACUAUAAGAGUGGCUUGGGUACCGACGAGGCGAUCCUGCUCAAGUGCUAUGAUUCUGUCGACGAGACUAGAACGCCUCACACAGCAUUUGAAGAUCCGACUACGCCCAAGAAUGCUGAGCCUCGCUGGUCGAUUGAGGUCCGCGUUCUCGCCAUCACUGAUCCCAAGUUGAAGCAGCAGCAGUCCUGA
This is a messenger RNA of Mycosarcoma maydis (corn smut), 963 nucleotides long. RefSeq lists its product as uncharacterized. NCBI's taxonomy places the organism in Eukaryota, Fungi, Basidiomycota, Ustilaginomycetes, Ustilaginales. The record is from RefSeq and is a predicted model, not a curated record. The transcript has a single exon. Gene Ontology annotation, molecular function: oxidoreductase activity. Bases 1 to 963 code for a protein of 320 amino acids.